Messenger RNA from Paramisgurnus dabryanus, 939 nucleotides. Lineage: Eukaryota; Metazoa; Chordata; Actinopteri; Cypriniformes; Cobitidae. The record is from RefSeq and is a predicted model, not a curated record.
AUGAAACUUGCAGAAGUUGUGGUUAAAUCAGGGCAGAGCUUUGAGACGUUGGCACGGAAGUCCUCAGUGCUUUACUUUAAGGUUUUGGCAUCUUCUGCAAAUUCUGGGAUUAUGGGAUGGCGCUCCACAGGCAAAGUUUUUACCUUGUUUUGGCAACUCCUGCACAUUUGUCAGGUUUUUAGUUCUCCAUGUCCCAGAAGUCCCUCCUUUGUCUACGGCCAGGUGAAGUUUCACUCUUCUCAUUUUCAGGCAGCAAAUUUUUACACACUUUCAUUGGGAAACAAGAUACUGAACAGCACCACAGUGUGUGAAGAUGUGAAUGAGUGUGUGUUGAGUUUCAGAGCACCGCAAAUCUCCAAGAAGCUGAAUUUUACCCUGCGAUCCUACAAUCACACAGAACUACUGGACGUUAACACUUUUCAACUUGUUCCUCUUCUCAGCUCCUCUGUGAGUGUGAACGUCUCGUCAACAUCUGCUGUUUUUGGCUGGACAUUACAUGAUGGAAAUACUUUGCAUAUUUGUUUGGAUGAACGGUGUUGGGACCUGUCGCAGUUUCAUUCGCUCCUCCAGGUGACAGGGUUACAACCUGGGCGUCUUUACAAUGUUAGUUUAGAAAAGACAAUACUCAUCCCUCAUCGCCAAAUAACUGUUACACAAAGCCUACGGCUGGCCAUAAAAACAGGUCAGUGUCCAGCAGGUUGGCUUGCCGUGGAGUGGAGCUGUUACAAGGUAAAUCCAGGGUUCCUGUCAUGGGAUGCAGCCCAGCGAGCUUGUGAAAGAUCAGAGACGUCCACACACCUGGCCAACAUAAAGACAGAUGCAGAGUUUCAAUACAUCACAAACUUCCUUGAGUUUUAUAGUCAUCUUCUUCUGUUGUGGACGGCUUUGAAUGACCAACAGGUAGCACACACUGACACACACAGAAGGGUACAUGCAUAA